This is a messenger RNA of Meloidogyne enterolobii, 612 nucleotides long. The record is from the annotation of a GenBank genome assembly. NCBI's taxonomy places the organism in Eukaryota, Metazoa, Nematoda, Chromadorea, Rhabditida, Meloidogynidae.
UGAUUUUACUUCUUAUUUUUACUUUUACUGAUCCCAGAAAUUUUUUUCCAAUUUUUUUUUCAAUUUUUAAUUUAAAUAGGGCACAAAAUGGCACAUAGAUAUCAAUUUUAUAAUAACUUUCAACAAUCUCCACAGCCUCUCUACAAACAACAAAGCUUCCGAAUGCAGCCUGAUCAUCUUAUUCGAACUGUUACGACAUCAAAAAUUUUGCAGGAACAGCGAGCGGCUGAGGAAAAGGCUAAAGCAGCAAUGCCUCCUUAUGGAAGUGUUCGUAUGCGUCCAGAGAUUUUAAUUCAAGCGGUUACAGAAUCAAAAUUGGCUCGAAAGCGUGCUGUGGCUGCUGCCAAACUUGAGGCGAGGAAAGCUGUUGAAUCGGAAAAAUUGAUGGUGCGUAGGGCUAUUACUCCACCAGAUUUUGGCUCAUUAAAUGAUAAUUCGAUGUUGAAACUUGCUGAUUUUGUGCCGGGAGUACCGCCUAGCUAUGAAAAAGAAUUUAGCUAUAGAGAGUUGACUAUGCCUGUUCCGUUGCCAUCUGAUGGGCUUUAUUCGAAAGAGCAAAUUCUGAUAAUUGGAGCACAGGUUGUUAUCAAUGCGCAAAAAGCUGGAGCUUAA